Glycine soja is the source of this 1404-nucleotide messenger RNA. Its product is annotated as probable F-box protein At4g22030. Bases 69 to 1322 code for a protein of 417 amino acids. NCBI's taxonomy places the organism in Eukaryota, Viridiplantae, Streptophyta, Magnoliopsida, Fabales, Fabaceae. The transcript has a single exon. The record is from RefSeq and is a predicted model, not a curated record.
AUCCCUUCACCAACAACAACAUCAAAUCAAAUCCACAACAAACCCACACAACAUAGACCUAAAGCACUAUGGCUUCUUUACAAAUUUCAUCUUUGCUUUCUAACACCUUUUGUUCAACAUCAUCAUCAAGAAUAAAAUCUUUUAUCCACAUCCCAAAAAAACUCCCUAUACCUUUUUCCACCGCUCCAAACCCAAAACCAAGUAGAAAGCUGUUUGAGGAAUUAAACGGUUUCUCACACACAAUCCCAAUACUCCAAGACAACUCAUGCAACAACAACACAACCUCAAAUGCUACCAUUAAACUCUACGCAAUUGUAGAAGCUGUAGCAGAUAGAGUGGAGAUGCAUCACAACAUAGGUGAGCAACGUGACAACUGGAACACCCUUCUCUUAAAUUCCAUCAACAUGCUCACUCUCACCGCAGCCGCCAUGGCCGGUGUCGCCGCCACCAUCGCCACCGGUGACGCGCCACUUCUGGCUCUAAAACUAUCCUCCACGCUCUUGUUCUCUGCCUCCACGGGGAUGCUGAUGGUGAUGAACAAAAUACAGCCUUCACAACUGGCCGAGGAACAAAGAAACGCUACGAGGUUGUUCAAGCAGCUCAAGUCCCACAUCGAAACAAUACUAGCCAUUGGAAACCCUACCGAGGAAGAUGUCAAGGACUCAAUGGAAAAAGUUUUGGCACUUGACAAAGCCUACCCACUUCCUUUGUUAGGAGCCAUGAUUGAAAAAUUCCCCAAAAAAUUUGAACCAGCAAUGUGGUGGCCUUCAAAGAGAAACAACUCCAAAUACCAUGAAACAAACAAACAACAUGGUAUGAACAAUGGUUGGAAUGAAGGGUUAGAAAUUGAACUUAGAGAUGUUUUGAAAGUGGUGAAGGAAAAUGACAUGAAGGACUACGAGAGGCUAGGGAACUUGGUGUUGAAGAUAAACAAGAGUUUGGCCAUUGCUGGGCCUUUAUUCACUGGCGUUGCGGCUGUGGGAUCUGCAUGUUUGAGCCAAGAUUCAUCAUGGGGAGCUAUAGUGGCGGUUUUGGGAGGGGCAUUAGCGACCACUGUUAAUGCUUUUGAGCAUGGCGGACAAGUGGGGAUGGUGUCCGAAAUGUACAGAAACUGUGGUGGAUUCUUCCAACUGCUAGAGAAUUCGAUCCAAGAGACUAUGGAGGAAGAUGAAGAACAAAGGGAAAAUGGGGAGUUGUUUGAAAUGAAGUUGGCGUUGAAAUUGGGAAGAAGUUUGUCACAACUCAGAGAUCUUGCAAGAAAAUCGGCUUAUUCUCGGGUAGAGGGAACAACCACCGAUGAAUUUGCUAGCAAGCUCUUCUAAUUUAAUUUAAUUUUUUUUUGUAAUCUAAUUAGCUAACAAUUAAUCAAUUCUUUGAUUCAAUUCUACUUUUUGCUGUUCUUUU